AUGGUUUCCUUGAAGGCUCUUGCGCUGAUGCUGAUUCCUGCGGUGAUUGCGCAGAAUCAGACACAAAUUGGAACCACCACGGAGUUCCGAGUGUGUUCCGUGGAUCCGACUCCAAUUUACUCUGAGACAUGCAUUGCACUUAACGGAACCGGAGCCACCAACAUCAGCAUCGCUGUCGGUUGUCGCCAAUAUGGAACUACCCAAUGCACCGGAAGCUACAACACGGGCGGCUUUCGGCCGGGAUGUUAUGAAAACAGUCGAUUCAUCCAGAACUCUGGUACGAUAAGUGGGGCGAUCUACUGCUUUCCUUCUUGA
Messenger RNA from Aspergillus sclerotioniger CBS 115572, 315 nucleotides. RefSeq lists its product as uncharacterized. NCBI's taxonomy places the organism in Eukaryota, Fungi, Ascomycota, Eurotiomycetes, Eurotiales, Aspergillaceae. The record is from RefSeq and is a predicted model, not a curated record. The transcript has 4 exons. Bases 1 to 315 code for a protein of 104 amino acids.